This is a messenger RNA of Harpegnathos saltator (Jerdon's jumping ant), 3308 nucleotides long. RefSeq lists its product as uncharacterized. Lineage: Eukaryota; Metazoa; Arthropoda; Insecta; Hymenoptera; Formicidae. Bases 814 to 2430 code for a protein of 538 amino acids. Gene Ontology annotation, molecular function: protein binding; scavenger receptor activity. The transcript is spliced from 11 exons. The record is from RefSeq and is a predicted model, not a curated record.
AACCUGGGGCCAGUUGCGAAUCGCUCUGUGAAAGCGACAGUGACAUUUCCCGGAGCGGAGGGCUCGGCCCUUGCGGCAGACUCGAGUAACGAAACAUCCGCGCGUUUAUUCGCGAGAAGAUCGUCGCGUUCUCGCGAGAUAGAAACUCCUCUGUUUUCCUUUUUUUCCGACUCUCAGCGGGGAUUUUGAGGGAGCGGAAUCGGCCUGCCUCGCCGGUUCACGUCCGAUUAGCAAGACGGACGUUCGAUUCUCGUGCGUGUCGAUACGGUGUACUUUCUUCGACCUGUAAUCUCUGUGUCAUCGCGAUGGUAACGAUGAGUCGCGAUACAGCAGAAAGCGCGAGCAUUCCUUGUGUAUCCACGUGGUGCGAACAUCCGCGUUUUAUUUAAAUACGUUCAUCUCGUACAAUGAAAAACUGAUCUCGUUUUUGCUCAAGUAUUUUUGAUCAAGUAUCUUGCACUGGUUGCGUAAUGUCCGGUGAAGAUUGAGGAAAACGUGAUGACCUGGAAUUAGCAAGGAGGUGGCAUCGUUUGAAGACUCGCGCGGAUUAAAUCAGAGAGACUUAACGUGCAGCACUCAUCUUGCACAUUCUUUCUUCUCCGGCCGAGACGGUGAGACACGAGAAUGAUGGAAGCGUCACUUUUAUUCGGGCAACAUCUACAGCCGCCGGGAUUUUUCCUACACGAAUUAUUCUAAAGAGAUUCUUGGAAUCAAGACAACAUUGAUAAAGAGAAACCGUACGCUUUUGUCGUGCGAAUAGAAUUCCUGUCAGAGAAAGGAGAAUAUUUUUCUAGAACCCGUAAUCUCACCGAGAUGAGUGUCUCGGGGAUCUCGCGAGUCUUCCUCGUGAUUGUGGUCUUCAGGAUGGUGUCCUUCUGCAAUUCGUUGAUCAUGGAUCACAUUUGUUCGAGAGUGGAGAAUUACACCGUCACGUCAUACGAAACUUACACCGAGCCGGUCGUGGUGAACACGUUCACUUGGUGCCUACAAAUUCCCCCGAGGUGUCCGAAGACGCGGAACGAACUGCGGCAGCGGUAUCGCAUAAAGACGGAGGUAAAGUCAAAGACCGUGGAGGAAUGCUGCGAGGGAUACAAAAAACUGAUGAUUCAUGGCGAUGUGAACGCGAGGUGUAUGCCAUUUUGCAAAAACUGUUUGGCGGGGAAGUGCGUCGCACCGAAUGAAUGUCAAUGCGAUCCCGGAUAUCAAGGAGACGAUUGCAUCCGUGAAUGCUCAUCGGGAUCCUGGGGCAUGCGAUGUGCGGAGACAUGCGAUUGCGGGGAAAACGGCACUUGCGAUCCCGCGAACGGCACUUGCCGAUGUCCUCCGGGGCUUCGAGGACCUCAAUGCAGAGAGCAUUGCGCAACUGGCCAGUGGGGCCCGAAUUGUGCAAACGAAUGCACAUGUCAGAACCGAGAUAAUGAUUGCGAUGCCGCAACCGGAAGAUGCGCCGACGACAACGACGACAACGACGCUUCCCUGGUCGUGCAAACGUCGCCCGGUUAUUUGCGAAGCUCUACUACCGAGCGUGUGCAAACAUCCAGGAUUAGCAACACGGAGCACACAGAAGUUAUCUCUGUGCCGCGCGAGACUACCGAACGACAAAUGGAAGCUUCACCUAUAAACGUCAAUGACGACUGGAAUUACAUCUCGGGCACGACGACUUCGACAACAGUAGUACCCAUCGCGAUACCUCCUCAGGGGACAACAACAAACGAGACGCGAGUGAAAGAUUCUUCAACAACCGCCCGACCUGUGAUCGUGUUAGUCUCCGUACCUGAGCGCAGAAGGGAUGCCGAAAAGGAUCGGCAAAAAUUCGCCACGAAGGAUGAAUUCUUCAGACACGUCCAAAGAGACGAGAGCAUCGGCGUGCCGAAAAUCGACUACGUGAAAACCGUGCACAAAGGCGAUAUCCAGACGAUGCCUGUUUCACUGGACAUCGCUCUGAUCGUCGUAGCUGCGAUCGUCUCCCUCGGUCUGACCUCGGUCGCGGUAGUCAUGAUCCUCCACAUGCGGUCCAAGCUGUUCGAGACCGUUCGACUUGCCAUCUACGACGAUGAGAAGAGCAAGGGUUCGGAAAAUGCAGUUCGCGAAAACGCGAACAGUGAAAGGAUGUCCACGGUGGUGAACUCUACUCUGCCCCCACCACCGCCGACCCGCGCCAAUCCUGUGUUCGCAACCAAUGCGGAACCGGAAACGAUAUUAACGGUCGAUGGCAUCGAAUCGCUCAACACUUACGCCAACGGCACAGCUACGAUCGGUCUCCGAAUUUCCGGUAAUCUUCGCGAUCUUUUACAAGAGGGCUAUUACGAUCGGCCACCAGCAACUUUGAUACGCCUGCAAACGAACUUUGACCAUAAUGCGGAGCAUGUGUAUGACGAAAUACCCUUACAGACCACCACCCCCCCGUUGUCCAGUCACAAGAAUAUGUGACGAAGAAACUGUUAUACUCGCUCGCAGUCAUAGUCAAAACCAUUCACGCUUGAGAGAACGCUACGUUGACGUGAAGAUUAAAACGAGAUAAAAAAGAAAAGAAAAAAAAAAACAAGAAAAAUGCAAAGAGUUUCUGGACAAAACGUAACUUGAGAAUACUUGAGAGAGAUAGAGUGGCUGUUGAUGAAAAUCUGAGCGUCCAGUCUCAGUGAAAAAUACGCGCAAACUGGUUUUCGACCUUACGCACAACUGUCGAAGGCUAAACGUGGCUAUAAUUGAGUAGAACAAGUGGAAAGAUAAGUCACUCUCGGGCACUGUCAGUGACCGCCAGUUGAGUCUGGCCAAUGGGGCAUGCAACUUUCUGAAUCAACUAUUUUGCAGUUUCGACGGGGUCGAAGUAAUGACGUCAAACGCAGCGCGACUGCACCUGAUUACAAUUGCGCGCGAACACGCAAUUAGAUGGAAAGUGCGAAAUAAUAGAGACUCGUUGGUACAACGAGCAGGGUUAGCGAGCAUAGCGAGCGCGCGCGCGCUUACUGUUAUUAUAGAAGCGAUACAAAACUGUGACGAACUACUUGCUCACGAAUGGACGCGAGAAUAAAUUGCCCGCUAAAUCCGGCAAUUUUCCUUGUAACAUAGACGCGAUUUACUCGGCGCGAAUCAACACGCGUAAAAACGUAAAACCGUUGUUUUACGAGCGAUCCUUUUCGAUUUACUUUAUUAUACACAAAGCAGCACGCGCGUCGUUGACCUUUUUUUUCUAAUAUUAACAACAUUAUUACGAAUUAUAAAUUUUCUAUGAUACUCGACGCAAUAACGACAAUAAUACUUUUUCACAGUAAUCGUGCUGUAAAGAAGCGAUACUUCUAUUUAUGAAC